AUGAAGAUCUUUGCUGGCCUACUACUCCUUGUGGUGCUCGGCCAGGCAACCGCCUCGCUUUACGACAAAGAUGUCAUCGACGUGUACAAGUUGGCUAACAAAACUCCAACAAGUGUAGGCAAGUUUACAAAACUUCAACAAGUGUUGGCAAGUUUACAAAACCACAAUAAGUACAGAGUUCAUAUUAUUGUGUUGGCUCCAGGAGGAGAGGCAGAGGAUCCCGGCUGGGUGGGUGCAGGCAAGACAGACAGCGAGGUGGUCAAGUCCAGGGCAAGGCGCUUCAUCAACCUACCCCCAAACAGCAUCUUAAGUUUAAUUUUCACGCUAUCGAUAUCUGCGCCGGGUCUUGCUGAUAUCGGCUAUGUGCAGCACAUCGCCAACGCCACCUUCCGCCUCCCCAAUAACACCAUCAACUUCGGCAGGAACUUCCAGCACGGAGCCUCAGACCGCACCAACAUCUACGGUCGCCUAGAGACCUUUCUCAACAGUUUUGGCUACGAUGGCCAGGCCUGCACCUUGAGGACUCUCUGUGAGAUAGCCGAGUCGCCCUUCGAAAACAGCCUUUAUGGUGAAGUAGUUAAUCUCGUCUUGUCGGCAUCAAGAAGUCCCAUCGAACACGCUGAAUACAACAAAUACAUGGCAGCAGAGUACUACGGCAAGACCUACGGCCAGUGUGACAGACUCUACCCGACCUGUCCAACCUCCUUCCUGGACAAAGUUUCCAACGCAUUCACCUGA
Molecule: messenger RNA, 738 nt
Organism: Procambarus clarkii (red swamp crayfish)
Lineage: Eukaryota; Metazoa; Arthropoda; Malacostraca; Decapoda; Cambaridae
Source: RefSeq, a predicted model, not a curated record